UUGAAAUCCAUCUUGUACUCAGGCUGAUAUCUUCAACACCCCUGCGAUGGUCUGUCUUUUAAUCUCUUGUGCUGCAGUUCACUGCUAAAGGCUUCUAUCCGUCCCCAUAUGUCUGUGCCGUAUUUAUACAACCGUUCUUAUAUUCUGGUCGUCCUUGCCACAUGCAGGCAUCACUCCACUUCUGCUCAGAGUGCAAUAAUCUGCUUUACCCAAAGGCUGACACUGGGCGUCGCAUCAUGGUUUACGCUUGUCGAAUAUGUAGCGAAGAGGAGAUCGGCGAGAACAAGUGUGUCUACAGGAAUGAUUUACUAACAGUCACCAAAGAACAGGUGGGAAUUACUACCGACCUGGGAUCGGAUCCCACAUUGGCGCACUCAAAUAUUACAUGUCCGCAUUGUGGCCAAGACGACGCCGUUUUCUACCAGGAUCAGUCAAAACGGAAGGAAACCCGCAUGAUUCUGUUUUUCGUGUGUACCAAGUGUAACCACAGUUUCACGGAUCCUUCGCUCCCGCAGGACAAUCGACCUGACACCUCCUGACGCUCGCAGCUAAAUCGUUAUCAAUUGCAUCUAUUUCGCACAAUCUGUAAUUUACCUCCCUUCAUAAUCGGUUAUUUCCUAUCA
Suillus fuscotomentosus is the source of this 623-nucleotide messenger RNA. RefSeq lists its product as uncharacterized. The transcript has 4 exons. Gene Ontology annotation, biological process: transcription-coupled nucleotide-excision repair; DNA-templated transcription; transcription initiation at RNA polymerase II promoter. The coding region runs from base 162 to 539 and encodes 125 amino acids. Gene Ontology annotation, molecular function: zinc ion binding; DNA-directed RNA polymerase activity; nucleic acid binding. Gene Ontology annotation, cellular component: RNA polymerase II, core complex. The record is from RefSeq and is a predicted model, not a curated record. Lineage: Eukaryota; Fungi; Basidiomycota; Agaricomycetes; Boletales; Suillaceae.